AUGAGCCCGAGGGCGGGCGCGGAUCCGGCCGCCCAGCCGGCGCCAGUCGCGUCGCCGGACCUCCGGGCCCGCCUCGCGCAGGACCUCGACGCCGCGCAGGAGGCGCGGGCGGCUCUAGCGCGCCGCCUCGAGGCCGCGCUCGAGGCGAGGAAGGAGUCGGUGCGGCAGGGCGCGGCGCUGGACGAGGCGAGGCGGCGGCUGGACCUGCUCCGGGCGCGCGCGGACGAGCUCGUCGUGCGGAAGCGCAGGGCCGCCGAGGGCGUCGAGCGCCGCAAGGGGCAGCUGCAGGCGCAGAUCGGCCGGGUGCUGCCGCUCUCCAGGGCCCUCGCCGCCGCGCACCGGCGGGUGCAGGAGGCCAGAGAGGGGCUGUCUGGGGAGAAGGCACGGCUCGGGGAUCUGCAGAGGCUGCUCAGGGCGAAGCAGCGGUGUAUGGUGAACCAGGUCGCCGCCCUGUACCCUGUCAAGGUCUUCCAUGAGCGGCCGGUUGCAGAAAACCAUCGUCCCGAUGCUAAUGCAGGGCAUGGAACACUUUCAGAACAGAAUGGUGUGCUUCCACACGACAACGGGAACGGGACGCGCUUGCUCGGUGUUGCCAAAUCUCCGCAAGUUCGUCACUUGACGUUUUUUGGUUGGCAAAUUGCAAGGCAUAAAACGAAGCAGCAGAGUUACGCUCACACGGAGCUUCAGAGGUCAGCGGCUGUCCUGGGAUAUGCAGCACAUGCAGUAUUGCUCAUAGCCUCAUAUCUUGAUGUUCCUCUCCGGUAUCCUUUGCGCUUUGGAGGAUCACGAUCUUAUGUCAGUGAUCGUUUGCCUUCAGCAGAACAUCCGAGCAUCAGCAGCGCCGACUCAAAACUAACAGAUUACCCCCUUUUCUUGGAAUUCCAAGAUGACUCUACUAGAGCGUCCUACGCCAUUUACUUGUUGCACAAGGACACGGAGCAGCUUCUGAACUACAUUGGAGCCGAGAGUUCUGGAAGGAAUGUAUUUGGUAACCUGCGGGAGCUUAUUAGGAUUAUACAGUCAGAUGAGUAUUUGUACAUAUGACCAUCGAAUCCGCGACAAUUGCGGGUUUGGGUCACUUAUGCUGUAGAUAUGGUAGUAUAUGCAGAUUCAAGUAGGGUGUUCUUUUGUGUGAUUCUUGCCUACUUUCGCUGUGCCGAGUUUUUUUGUAUGCAUAGCAAAGAGGGGCAUUACAUAUGGGGUUUUACAUUAGCAUAAGCCUCUCCAUGUAUAUGAUUGAGGUUUCUGGGUACUACCUCUGAGGCUAUUGUACAAAAAACAUUAUGAGUUAAUAUCAAAAUUGCAUUUUUUUUC
Lolium rigidum is the source of this 1314-nucleotide messenger RNA. RefSeq lists its product as uncharacterized. Gene Ontology annotation, biological process: SNARE complex assembly. Gene Ontology annotation, molecular function: SNARE binding. Gene Ontology annotation, cellular component: endosome; lytic vacuole. Lineage: Eukaryota; Viridiplantae; Streptophyta; Magnoliopsida; Poales; Poaceae. Bases 1 to 1044 code for a protein of 347 amino acids. The transcript is spliced from 6 exons. The record is from RefSeq and is a predicted model, not a curated record.